Messenger RNA from Daldinia caldariorum, 1774 nucleotides. Its product is annotated as MFS general substrate transporter. Gene Ontology annotation, cellular component: membrane. Lineage: Eukaryota; Fungi; Ascomycota; Sordariomycetes; Xylariales; Hypoxylaceae. The record is from RefSeq and is a predicted model, not a curated record. Bases 93 to 1631 code for a protein of 512 amino acids. Gene Ontology annotation, molecular function: transmembrane transporter activity. Gene Ontology annotation, biological process: transmembrane transport. The transcript has 4 exons.
UAUAUUCGAUUUCCCUCGAGCCUCAAGGACCCUCCCCUAUAACGACAACCACCAGGGAGUUAGCUAUUUCAUCGCUCAUUCAGAAAUACAAUAUGUCCGCGAUGAGUACGGACACGACAGAGAGGGGAUCCGUCAACACCACGAUCCCUGACAAGAACUCGAUAAACGGGUCGGAAUCGGAUCAAGAUGUCGAGGCGGGUGCUCAUAGCCACGAAACUAGUCUCGAUGAGAAGGACCCCGAUGUCGUGGAUUGGGACGGCCCAGAUGACCCAGAGAAGCCGUUAAACUGGGCUGAGAGUAAGAAAUGGCUAAAUAUCGCCAUCUUAUCUAUAAUGACCCUGGUAACCCCACUGGGAUCUUCCAUGUUUGCCCCUGGUAUUCCCGGCAUUAUGGUAGAGUUCCACGAGACCUCUACAACCAUAUCGACUUUCCUAGUCUCGGUAUAUAUCCUAGGGUUCGCCUUCGGCCCGCUCCUCAUAGCGCCGAUAAGCGAGAUCUUCGGUCGUCGUCCCCUGUACAUCUACGGCAACAUCCUCUUUGUCAUCUUCUCGGUCGGUGCCGCCCUCAGCACCAGCAUCGGGAUGCUGAUGGCUUUCCGGCUGUUGAUGGGCCUUGCCGGAUCGGUACCGAUGACUAUCGGAAGCGGUAGCAUUGCGGACUUGAUGCCUAUCGAGAAGCGUGGACGCGCUAUGUCUGCUUGGGCUUUAGGUCCCCUUCUUGGUCCUUGCGUCGGCCCUAUCGCCGGUGGCUAUCUGAUCGAGGCCGCUGGAUGGAGAUGGGUAUAUUGGCUCCUUGUUAUUCUGAGUGGCCUCUUUAUCCCUCUUUCUUUCUUCUUCCUCCAGGAGACCUUCGGCCCCGUCUUACUGAUGAACAAAGUCAAACGGCUCCGUAAAGAGACCGGCAACCAGAACUUACGCAGCAAACUGGCAGGACGGCUCACGCCUAAGGAGCAGUUCACGCAGGCCAUCGUCCGACCGAUGAAGCUCCUCCUGUUGACGCCAAUCGUCACUCUCAUGUCGCUCUACGUCGCCAUCACCUACGGUAUCCUAUACCUUCUCAUCACGACCUUCUCCUUCGUGUACACCCAAAACUACGGUUUCAGCGAAGGCGACAGCGGCCUGACGUACCUCCCCGCCGGAAUCGGCAUGAUGAUCGGCGUCGUGGGUUUCGGACAGCUCACCGACUACAUGGUCCGGAAGAACAAUGAGAAGGGGCUCAAACACAAGCCGGAAGUCCGCAUCUCGCCGCUAAUGACCGUCCCUUGCGGAGUCACGCUCCCCAUCGGCUUGUUCAUCUACGGCUGGACUGCGAACUUCGGCGUGCACUGGAUCGUCCCCAUGCUCGGCGUUCUUAUCUUCGCCGCCGGACUCAUGGGCAUCAUGUCUUGUGUCCAAAAUUACCUCCUCGACACGUACAUCCAAUACGCAGCCUCCGUCACGGCUGCGAUGACGGUACUCCGGUCACUCAUCGGCGCCCUGCUCCCUCUCGGCGGGCUCGACAUGUACAACGCGCUGGGGCUGGGCUGGGGCAACAGCCUCCUCGGGUUCAUCGCACUCGCGCUCAUCCCGAUACCGGUCGUAUUUUUCAUAUUCGGCGAGCGUAUCCGCAAUAGGUUUAAUCCCAAGUUAUAAAAAAACAUUUGGUUAUGAUAUUUGCAUAAGACUUUAUACAGAAUAGACAUAAUAGACUAGAGAUACCACAGGCUAUAGGUAAUGAUAAUGUAUGGUGGGAAACUUGCAUAUUAUUAAUAGACUUAAUAGAGGUUCAUGCCACU